Messenger RNA from Pelodiscus sinensis (Chinese soft-shelled turtle), 569 nucleotides. The record is from RefSeq and is a predicted model, not a curated record. Lineage: Eukaryota; Metazoa; Chordata; Testudines; Trionychidae.
AUGGCUGCUAGGGAUCUGGCCGGGAGCUUCCAGGAUGAGGCGACGUGUCCCAUCUGCCUGGAGUAUUUCACAGACCCGGUGUCUAUUGAGUGUGGGCACAACUUCUGCCGGGCCUGCCUCAGCCUGUGCUGGGGGGAGUCGGAGACCAACUUCUCCUGCCCCCAGUGCAGGGAGACCAUCCUGCAGAGACACCUGCGGCCCAACCGCCAGCUGGGGAACUUGGUGGAGCUGGUGAAACGCCUGCGGCUCCCGGCGGGCCCAGCGCCCGAGGGGCAGCCAGGGUGCGAGAGGCACCAGGAGGCCCUGAAGCUCUUCUGCCAGGAGGAUCAAGCCCCCAUCUGUGUGAUCUGCAGAGAGUCCCGGGAGCACCGCGCCCACUCGGCAGUGCCCAUCGAGGAGGCUGCCCAGGAGUACAAGGAGAAACUCCAGGGGGCCCUGGGUCCACUGAGGAAGCAGCUGGAGGAGGCCCGGGCGCUGACGUCUAAAGAAAAGGAGAAAAUCAGGGAGUGGCAGAGGAAAGUGCAGGCAAAGCGGGAGAUGAUUGCUGCUGAAUUUAACAAGCUGCACAU